Messenger RNA from Cylas formicarius (sweet potato weevil), 2847 nucleotides. RefSeq lists its product as uncharacterized. The coding region runs from base 109 to 2604 and encodes 831 amino acids. The transcript has 2 exons. The record is from RefSeq and is a predicted model, not a curated record. NCBI's taxonomy places the organism in Eukaryota, Metazoa, Arthropoda, Insecta, Coleoptera, Brentidae.
CUUUCAUUAAAUGCGAGAUACAACCGAAAAACCGAGUCAGGUAUGCACACGGUGUUGGUGGAGUUUUAGUGUGUUAGUGUUUCAUAUAUUUUUGGAUUACCUCUGGAUAUGUGGCCGCAACAGAUAUUUGUUGUAUUACUGUCAGCAUCGCUGACAUUGCAAUAUGUUGCUGCUGUUAUCAACAGUGGCCAGUCUCAAAAAGUUGAAGAGCCGAUCAAAACCAAUUCCGAAAGCACCGAAGCAGAAACUACCAGCUCCACUGCAGAAAAGGAUUCCAUCGCAGAAAGUUCUGAUACAGCCAAUAGGCGGGAGGCUCCUUUAGACACCUACGGGCUGCCAGGCAAUUCAUAUUUGCCUCCGAGUCCGAUAAAUAUAAAUCUUCCAGUACCUGUAUAUGGUGUGCCAGAUGCACCUUCAAAUAAUGUUGUUUAUCCUGCGCCACCACCUGACAUUCCGCCUCCACCAAAGCCUCUGUAUGGACCUCCCAGCAUUUCCGCCACUUAUGGAGUUCCUCAUUCAAAACCGUCGUUAAAUUUUCUCCCCCAAUUGUCCACCAAUUAUGGAAUACCACCCGUUAAGUACGGUCCACCUUCUUUGCCAACCAAUCUGUUUGCCCCCAAACCGGUUUAUGGACCUCCAAAGUUACAGUAUGGGCACCCAAAACCACAGUACGGCCCUCCAAGUAAACCUAUCAAAUUCCACAAAUAUCCACCGAAAAAUUUCAAUCCAAGACCACCCAAACCAAUCUACGGAACUUCGGUGGGAUUCAAAGAUAAUUUUAACUCAAAUAAAUUGCACUUCAACAGCUUCUUUAAUUCCAAUACGCUUUCAACCGGAGCCAAAUUCUCCAAUUUAUAUUCCGGAGUUUCUACUCUCACACAUCAAUAUGGAGCUCCAGUUCUACCACCACCGAAAAAAACAGUUACUAUACAAUACGUAAGCUCAAACUCUGGGGGCCAUUUAUCCAGUCAAUACGGCGUUCCGUCUGCUAGUGUCGCUUAUGGACCUCCACAACCAUCUCCAAACCCUAGACCACCUCAUCCAGGCGCACCAGCUCCACCUACACCUCCGGAUAUUAAGUACGACGGAUGGCAGCCCAUUCCCGGAUUAGUUUCGAAAAGACCAAUAGACGAUGUUCACCACGUGACCGGAGAGGGAGCUUAUAAUGAUUUGUCUCCACCGCCCUUGCAACAUAAUCACUUGGGCGAUACGUACGGUGCACCACCAAUCAGUUUGGGUAUUAGUGGAGCGACCAGCGGUGGAUACAAACAGGGAAUUAGUGAUUCAUACGGGGCGCCUUUAAAUACCGUUACCGGCUCUGGAGGGAUUGUCGCUUCUUCUGGAGUUGAAGUCCAUGGCAAGCACAUUGCUCAGUCCGCAAAAAGCGAAGCUUAUAGCGGUGAUAGUAUAGGUUUGGUUCCUCCCAGCGGAGUUUACGGUGCACCUCCAAGCGGUCAACAUGGCACACAGUUAUACUCCAACGCUCACGGAUUUGGGGGUUCACUCCAAUUUGGAUCCAUACAAGGACACAAACCUGAAUUUAGUUCAGGUUCUUCUUAUUCGAGCGACUCUGUAGCAGCACAUCCUCCGGAACCGUCAUCUCUUUACAGUUUGCCUAACGAAAGGGUGCCAGUUUCUUUCCAAAACUUGGUACACGGAUCAGCAACGUCAGGGCUACAUAUAGAAGGAGCUAGCGCGUUACCUCUUACGAGUUAUAACGUCCCCUUGGGUGCUAUUGAUGGGUCUUACAGCCUACCGCCAAGCGGUUCUAGUGUAGGAUUGGAUUAUAGUCAACCUCCAGUGACUAUAGAUUUGACACAUGGCAAAAGCAACGCUUACGACUGCAGCCAUAACAAACAGCAAUCGAUUCCUUCUCAAGCGUAUGGAGUUCCUACCGAUAGCUACACAUCGAGUCUUUCUACUAACACACACAAUGUUGCAUCACACGCCAGUUAUGGCGUUCCCCAGCCACAAUUGUUGGUGCCAUCAUCCGAAUACGGAGUGCCAGAUUUACACCACAGUUCGUCAGUGAAUUCGGAAACUAAGGUAAACGCGAUCAACGAAGAAACUCACGGCAAAUCCUACGGCAAAUCGGUAGCAGCAAGUUUCGGACCAAACAGCGAGUUGGUAGAGUCCCAAUCCAUCGAUUUGAACAACAUUCCCCUCCAAGGUACCCAAGGAAGUUAUACUCUGCAAAUUCAAUCAGCGGACGGGUCGCAAAAUCAGGUGCCUCACACUCAAUUCUUGAACGAAGGGUUGCUGCAGUCGAUUUUACAAGCCAUAGAACAGCCGGGAAGAACUCCACAGAGCGGCGCUGGAAUUCCUAUAAUUCAGUUGCAGCAAAGCGUCGAACAAGGCUCAUACGCAUCGAAUGAUACGAUUAAUUAUCAUCAAAGUCAGUAUUUAGAUAACAAUCCACAAACGUCUCAAAUAAACGAGGUGUUAGUCGACGCGCCCAAGACCCAACCAAGAGACGAGAAAAUUAGCGACGGGGAUAAUGAAGAGACUCUUCAAAUGUUGGAUACAAGUCAAAUAGCUCUGUUUUAUAAGAAAGCCGAUGGAAGAAAGGACGACGUUGCCAUCGUUCAAGCUACUGAUUAUUAAUUAUUAAGUGCGUCGACUGAUUUGCGAUGCCAGUUGCUCAAGUUUUAAGUACAGUGUUUUUUUCAUUUCCGCCUCGCCGCAUCAGCGAUUGCCGACCAUAUCGUCUUAAAUGAACAAAGGCGUUAAUUGUAAAAGAAAGUUAAAACUAUGGUUCGGUUUCGAGGGCGUUUGUUUAAGCAUAAAAUUUAAAAUUCGACGAUACCAAAUGCUCUUUUAUUUAUUUGCUAUUAUUUAUGUACAAUU